UCACUAACGUCAUCGAGCUCAGCGGAUCACACGGCAUUUUUGCAUCUGCGCUGCCUGCAGUCACGGUGUCAUCGCGCACUGGGAGCGAGCCGCACACGAACAAGUGCGGGGAAACUGAGAAAACAAAGUCGAGUCAGUUUUCUUUUGGACGCGAGACGAACAGACCCAGGUUUCCUCUGAGGACCAAAGCGCUGAUUUGACUGACAACUGAGAAAAGCAGAGCAGCAGCAACCCAGAGCAUGAAGAAGACUCCCAAUUCAGCUCUGAAGAGGUCCUUUGAGGUGGAGGAUGUCGACACUUCAUCUCACUUGUCCCCCGGCUCCCGUCGGACAACCAGCUCCCCUCACCGUAACGCCAUGUCUCCCACCAGCAUCUAUUACCGUGACCUGGGCACUGCCACCGCGGCAGCCACCAACAACAACAACCUCAACUAUACCCAACCCCGUUCCAUCAUGGGUGGAGGAGGCUCCAAGACCCCUGAGCCUGUGUCGCGCCGUUCCGAACUCUCCAUCGACAUCUCCUCUUCUUCCAGCAAGCAGGUGGAUAACGUCACCAGCCCUGCUUCCGCACGCUUUGCGGCCAACAGCGCCGUGAAGCGCCCUGAAGUCCUGGGCCACUCCAAGACCCCCGAGAUCAGCCACAAGAGGGAGGUCACUUUUGCCAAGAUGCCUACUGAUUCCCCAGUGAUACGCCGCAUUGAGGGCAACAAUAACAACAACGGCACCAGCCGAACACCUGAGCAGAAUCACGCUCGCAAGUUUGAAGCUCCUAGUCCUGGAGAUGUCCGUAAACCUGAUAUCAGCAUCACCAGAGCUCCCCCAGAAAACAACGGCCACCACCCACCAGUGCACCACCCACACCACCCCAACCCCCACCACAACACCAUCGUCACCACUUUCCGCUGCUCCUCGCCUAAUCAUGGACGAAAAUCGCCCAACCCUGACAGGUCAGAAGUCAGUCUGAGCCACAGCAACAUGUCGGAGUCAACCAAGCCCCACCACCCCAACCCACAAGGUAAGGGGGAGAAGACUCAUGGCAGCGACUUCAGCUAUGUGGGCAUUGAUGCCAUCCUGGAGCAGAUGAGAAGGAAGGCCAUGAAGCAGGGCUUCGAGCUCAACAUUAUGGUUGUGGGGCAAAGCGGCCUGGGAAAGUCCACUCUGAUGAACACCCUGUUCAAAUCCAAAGUGAGCCGUAAGUCGGUGCAGCCGAACCCAGAGGAGAGGAUCCCCAAGACCAUUGAGAUCAAAUCCAUCAGUCACGAUAUUGAGGAGAAAGGAGUGAGGAUGAAGCUGACAGUAAUUGACACUCCGGGCUUUGGGGAUCAGAUCAACAAUGAAAACUGCUGGCAGCCCAUUAUGAAGUUCAUUAAUGACCAGUAUGAAGCCUACCUGCAGGAGGAAAUCAACAUCAACAGGAAGAAGAGGAUCCCAGACUCCAGGGUGCACUGCUGCAUAUACUUCAUACCUCCCACAGGCCACUGUCUGAGGCCUCUGGAUGUGGAAUUCAUGAGGCGUCUCAGUAAAGUGGUCAACAUCGUCCCCGUCAUUGCCAAGGCCGACACACUCACCCUAGAGGAGAGGGACUACUUUAAACAGACGAUCAGGGAAGAGCUGCGAGCCAAUGGAAUCGAUGUUUACCCUCAGAAAGAGUUUGACGAGGAUGCAGACGACAGGAUGAUCAAUGACAAAAUCAGGGAGAUGAUCCCUUUUGCUGUUGUGGGCAGUGACCAGGAGUACCAGGUGAACGGAAAGAAGAUUCUGGGAAGGAAAACAAAAUGGGGCACCAUAGAGGUUGAGAAUAUUGCACACUGUGAGUUUGCUUACCUGCGGGACCUCCUCAUCAGGACACACAUGCAGAACAUAAAGGACAUCACAGGCAGCAUCCACUAUGAGACAUAUCGUGUCCGCCGGUUAAAUGAGUCCAACGGCCAUUUCAGCUCACACGCAUCUGACAAUCCUGCUGAUCAGCCAAAGGCCAACGGUCAGCCUGAGGGGCAGCCUAGCGCCCUGCAGGCCAACGGAGUGGCUGCUCAGCAUGAAGCCCUCUCCCACGAGAUGUAGAGCCAAUAUAUGACAUCAGGACACAGCCAGGCACAAAACAUACAUGUAUUCUGUAUACAUAAACAAGCCCACAUGCACACAAACACACACUCAUGCUGUGAAGCCCUUUUCUGGAAGGACCUUUUUCUGCCCGAAAAAGCAACCUAACCACAGGAAGUUCCAAGACACAUGAUUCAGAGUAAAUCCCAACAUUUUCCUUUAGUGAGCAAAAUCAUGUUUUACCUGUAGAUCCACAUACUGUACAGAACUCCCCUUGUUUUUUUUCUCCUCAUCUUCCUGAUUGCACAAUGCAAUCUACAUUCAGGAUUGUUUACAAUAAACCAAAAAAGUUAGGUAAUGGAUAAACAAAAGUAAAUUUAUACAUAUCUCAUUACUGAGCUCUGGCUGCUUGGUUUAUUUUUAGAGCACUCGCUGGCUGUCAGGACUGCAGUAGAGUGCACUAUCCAUGGAAGUAAGAUGUAAGGAAACCAUCGGUGGAGAUUUUGAUCAAAAUGAAGUAGUAUGAUGGAAAAAAAGAGUGCCAAUAAGAGAAAACAAAGCCUGUUGUGGACAGAAUACCUUUGCAGGAUCUUGGGGUGACAGGAGGUUUCGCCAUGCAGGGCUGCCCAGAUUAGGAGAAAUGGCAAACAGUAAUUCAAAAUGAAGUACAGCAUAUCAGAUGAAAUUAGCUCUUAACUAGGAUUAACUGUUGGUGCCACUGGCCUGGUCUGCUUUGUGUUGUGGUGUAUAGUUUUAUAUAGAUACUAGGGUUAAGUAGGGAUACUUAGAUUAGGUUUAUAGUGUCAUGGAGAAAGCAAAGAUAUUGUUGACACCUCCGCACUGCAAAAUAAUAAUAAUAAAAAACAAACAGUGGCAGUGUGGAGCAGCUUUUGGAGAAAUUAGUCCUGUUGUCAUUUUUCCGUUGUGUUAUGUUUUUAAAACCCCUUUUUGCCAAACCAUCCUGUCUCUUUCUAUAUAAUGCCAAUGUUGUGUAAUACAGUCAUACCUUGCAUUUUAUAUUACUCAUUCACUAUUGUAUUUUUAUUGCAAUUCAUGUUCUAAUAUUAUUAUAUACAAUGGGAGUUGUAAAGUCUGUACAACUGUUGUCCCAUACAGCCGUUUUGUCCAUUUUGUUUUUCUGACUGUAAACCAAAUAAAAGUAAUUUUUUGGUGUCCUAAAGAGAAGCACAUGCAGUAUAUAGAAUUGAUUCAUGAAUAGGUAUUUAUGUGCAUGUUAAGUGUAAUCCGUUUAAUUCAACUUUCAUUCCAGCUGUUGGCUCCAGAGGUUUGUUGCAGGUCUCUAACAGUGAUGAUCUUUUAUCUUUACUAAGUGUUUAUUUCUUGUGACCUGUAUUCACACAGUAUGUUGUACUCUGUUGGCUAAGCUGCACUAUAACUUGCACCAAAGUGCAAAAGUUGUCAAUAUUUGUACAUUGAAUAUUCACAAUUACAACAGAUCCUGCCAAUAGAUAAUGGUUAGAACAGUGACAUUUACAAGAUUAAAGCAGAUUUUGUCAGAGGUGGUGUUUUUCUACCACUGAAAGGAAGAAUUUGUGCAAAAUCCUUAAAUAACACCAAUAAAAUUAGAAAGUUAAUAUUUGUGUUAAAUGUGUGCAUUGAUACAAACUCAAGUGAAACUUUAUAGAGACUACAUCUAAAUUUGCAACAUAUUUUCAAAAAGUGUAUUUUCUGCCUCUUCCAAGUCAAACCAAAAACAUUUCCAUACACACAGAAGAGAUAAUACAUUCAAAAACCAAGAGAACUAUUGUCUUUAAUCAGAUAAAGUUAUUGGGUUUGCUUACUGUUGUAUAGUUCUUGUGUAAUUUGUUAUGGUAUCAUCAGAUUAUCUUUGAUAUGCUAUCUCAAAGAAUAAAGAUUGAUAUUUUUAUUGUUUAAA
Molecule: messenger RNA, 3936 nt
Organism: Sander lucioperca (pikeperch)
Lineage: Eukaryota; Metazoa; Chordata; Actinopteri; Perciformes; Percidae
Product: septin-9-like
Exons: 11
Coding region: 240-2060 (606 amino acids)
Biological process (GO): cytoskeleton-dependent cytokinesis
Cellular component (GO): septin ring; septin complex; microtubule cytoskeleton
Molecular function (GO): GTP binding; molecular adaptor activity; GTPase activity
Source: RefSeq, a predicted model, not a curated record